CACGCCACGCCCACAAGCGCGCGCUCGACAGCGGCUCGGGGAAACGAAGGGAACUUUUCAACCGUCGUUUUUAAAAAUCAUGACAGAAAUAAACAGGACAAAGAAAACGACACGGUCCGUGAUUUCCUCAGGCAGCUGUUCGGCGAGAAUAUGACACCACGGUCAGACAGGCAGCUGUUGAGGUGAGGCAGGAUCAUGGAGGCAGGCAGCGGUAUUGCUGCAGCACCGCACAGCGCUGCUCCCACUCCUCCAGGAGACAUGGCAAUUUCUGAUCCCUUCCACUGCCCCCACUCAUCAGGACAGGAGAAGGAUGAGCAGGAUGAAAGGAGGCCGAAGACAGCAGAGAGAGCAGGCUGGGAGGACGCCAUCGCGCUUAUGGCAAGGAGCGUGACUGUGCUUCCAGAGCUGUCUGCUGACUCGUCUCUCCGCUCAUGCACCAGCACAGCCAGCAUGAAGGUCAAGAACGUGAAAAAGCUGCCCCUCAGCAAAGUCCAUUUCCCCCGCCUGGCAGAGUGUGCCCACUUCCACUAUGAGAAUGUCGACUUUGGCUCUGUGCAGCUAAUAUUGACCUGUGAUGAGAACGAUCUGACACGCAGCGGCCUGAACUCCAGAGAACUGGUGUAUCUUGUGCAGAUCUGUUGCCAGGGGAAGAAGUGGAUUGUGAGACGGUCAUAUGAAGACUUUCGUGUGCUCGACAAGCACCUCCAUCUCUGUAUAUAUGACAGAAGGUUUUCCCGGCUCACUGAGCUUCCUCGAUUUGAGAACCUGAAAGUCAAAACAGAGCCACUUUCACAGAUGCUUACUGCCUACCUUUCUCGCCUCUCGACCAUCGCUGACAACAAGAUAAACUGUGGACCUGCUCUGACAUGGAUGGAGAUUGAUAAUAAAGGAAACCGCCUGCUGGUGCAUGAUGAGUCCUCCAUUAACGUUCCAGCUGUUGCUGCUGCGCACGUCAUAAAGCGCUAUAUUGCACAAGCUGCCGACGAACUUUCUUUUGAGGUGGGAGACAUUGUUUCAGUCAUUGACAUGCCUCCAAAGGAAGACACUGGAUGGUGGAGAGGAAAACAUGGCUUUAAGGUGGGAUUUUUCCCCUGCGAGUGUGUGGAACUGAUCAGUGAGAAAAUUCCUCCGAAUGUGACUGGUUCACUGCCAAAACCAGUGUCUAAUAAGCAUGGGAAGUUGAUCACAUUCCUGCGCACUUUCAUGAAGUCGAGGCCUACCAAACAGAAGCUGAAGCAGAGAGGCAUCCUGAGGGAGAGGGUGUUUGGAUGUGACCUUGGAGAACACCUCCUCAAUUCAAGUCAUGAUGUCCCUCAGGUCAUCAAGAGCUGCACUGAGUUUAUUGAAAAGCACGGGGUUGUGGACGGCAUUUACCGCUUGUCUGGGAUUUCCUCAAACAUUCAGAAACUGCGGCACGAGUUUGACUCGGAACACAUUCCAGACCUCACUAAGGACAUGUAUGUCCAGGACAUCCAUUCUGUAGGGUCCCUGUGCAAGCUCUAUUUCCGGGAGCUUCCGAACCCCCUGCUCACCUAUCAGCUCUAUGACAAAUUCUCAGAAGCGGUAUCAGGAGCUACAGACGAUGAAAGGCUAGUCAAAGUCCAUGACGUCAUUCAGCAGUUGCCACCACCACACUACAGAACCCUCGAGUUUCUUAUGAGGCACUUGGCUCGCAUGGCGACCUUUAGUUAUGUCACCAACAUGCACUGCAAGAACCUGGCCAUCGUCUGGGCUCCCAAUCUCCUCAGGUCAAAACAAAUAGAGUCAGCCUGUUUCAGUGGCACGUCCGCUUUCAUGGAGGUGCGCAUCCAGUCAGUGGUAGUGGAGUUCAUCCUCAAUCACGUUGACGUCCUCUUUAGCCCCAAACUCAGCACUCUGAUCCGUGAAAGCACAGGUCAUGCCACUUUGUCCAGGCCCAAGUCUCUGCUUGUGUGCUCUCCAUCCACUAAGUUGCUGUCUCUGGAAGAGGCACAAGCUCGCACUCAGGCCCAGCUCGCCUCUCCUGUUUCCCCCGAAAGCAAGUACAUUGAGGUGGGAGAGGGUCCUGCUGCUCUGCAGGGAAAAUUCCACACUGUCAUCGAGUUUCCCAUGGAAAGAAAGAAGGCCCAGACAAAGGUAAAGAAAUCUCCUGUGGCAGGCUGGCGUUCAUUUUUCAAUAUGGGAAAAUCCUCUACCACAGCUAAGCGCAAGCUCCACCGUCAUCCCAGCGAGCCCAAUAACAUGAAGACCUCACAGGCAUUUCCAGGUGGUAUAGGAGAUACCGGAACACUACGAUCAUCUAAAAGCGAGGAAUCUCUGUCGUCAAAUAAUCUUGAGGGUGGAUCAGUGAUGUAUCAAGCACGCAGGCCCCGCUCUACUAGUGUUGCCCUGUCUGCUUCCUUCAACGAAGAACUGCUAAACAAUCGAGACCACCGAGGCUCUCAGUUAAGCUAUAAAGACCGGAAAGACACAGCUUUGUCCACCACUUGUGUUCCUGCACUCAUAUCACCCCCACACUAUAGUGAGGCAGAUAUUGGCAAGGCUUCUCCAGACUACGGUUCCAUAUUGUUUCAGUGCAGUACAACACCAACUGAAGCUUCUGUUUCUGAAGAAAGAAAAAGAGGCAGCAGACGGAAGACUGGAGGCAAUUCCGGUGAAUCAGAAACCUUGAAAAAAGCAACUUCUACAAGACCUUCUGAUGCAAUCUCAAACGUUUCAGAGGACACAAAUCAUAAACACUCAGUGCCAGUGAAAUUUGCAACGACUAUUAUAGCUAAGGAAGUUCUGAAGUCCACUCAGACUUCUCCUGUGGGUCUCACCCACAAACCUGAGGUUGGUUUAGAGAUGAAAACUCCCACUGAAGUGAUAUCACCCCUGGCCAAGAGUAGUGAGGCAACGUGUGGACAAGAUUGUCAAAACAAGCCUUCCUCAUUACUUCGGACAGAGGCUGAUAGUCUUGAUAAAACUGUGCCAGUGAAACCAACAGAAUCGGGUGCCGUGACCUUUGACUGCACUCCAGGGCUUGUAAGAUCAGUGUCUCUUAUAACCUCCCAGCCUGCUGUAAAGAGUGCUGCUCGUAUGCUGGCUCUGGCCUUGGCAGAAUCAGCGCAACAGGCCACCUGUCUAAGGAAACGAGGGAGUUCAGAGCCACCAACUCCUGUUUCUCCAAGUCACCUCCAGGACCCACUAUCUAUACUGCAGUGGCCUUCCAAACCUUCCCAACACCCCCAGUCAUCAUCUACCAACAGAGGGCAUUGCUGCAACACCUGCAAAACUGAUGGUAAACCUUCAAGUAUGAUCUCUACAGGAAGUUACACAGAUGCUGGCAGCCUGCAGAGCACCUGUGCAUGUCAUGGCAGUGAGAGCGGACUUAGCUACUCUGAUGGAGGUGAGGUUUCUGCAGAAUGUCUUGAAACACAUUUCGCUCCCCAGGACUUACCUGCUGGUCAAAGUUUAAAUACUGAGCCGAAUGCUAAAAUUAACGUGCCCAUGAAAGAAAAUGUCCGGCAUGUUGGAGUUGGUACAGACGGUGAUGGUGGUAGCCCAGACCAGAGCUCUGAGAUGGAGUCAUACAGGAACCUGAUGCCCUCUCCUUCACAGACAGAGAUAUCACUCCAUACCACUAACAGUCAGUCAGCCAGGACUUCUCUUCUCAACAAGCAAGCUGCCAAUGCUUCCAACUUCCGUGUGAUAUUAGCUGAAGCUUCUAUGCCAGCCUCAGUGCACGAUGUUUUUCCACAAUCUCCAGUUUCUUCUUUGACUUCUAACUACCAGUUCAGCCCCAAAGAAGAGAUGUUAAGGCCAUCAAGUCAAACUUACUGGUCAGGUCCUUUUGGACAGACCAGUUCUUUUCAGCCUGAUUACAUGCAAUACCAAGCUAAGAUCUUCUCUAAGGACCACUACAACACCCUGGCACCAAGGUCCCUCCAUCAGUCCAUUAAAUACAAGAGUCAGCACAGGAAUGAACAUGCCCCAAGCUUCCUUUACAGACAUAGUGGCCCAAGAUACCCUCCAAUGGAUGGUGCAUCUGUGUAUCCCACGAUCCGUAGGGUGCGCUCCAUGCAUGCACCACCAGAGGACACAUUCUUCUUCUCACAUCCAUCCUACCAGAACAGUACUUACCACAGACAAGUUCUCUCAGACAUCCACCAAAUGAGGCCUUAUUUUGAGGAUGGUAAAGUUCACUAUAGGUACAAGCCGUAUUCAGGAACGCAGCAUAACAUCCUGGAUCAGUAUCGAGGAAGCAGUCAUGGUUAUGGCCAUUCCUACACCUUCCACAGGCGUCCUACCUAUCAUGGUAGAGUGAUGAGCAAAGCUGAGAACUAUCACAACCCCCCCAUCAACAUGCCCUAUAGCAGAGAACCUAGUUUUAUAAAACAAGGCACUGGCCAUUUUCCAAGAACAAGAAAUGUUGGUCUAUACGAAGGUUUUGAUCCAGGACUAUCAGAUAAACAUUUCAGUCCACCUAUUAGGCAAGGAAAUAUAGAGAAGAGAGUGCAAGAUGUUGUUCCCCAGCCCCAUGCUCAGAAUGAGAGCCAGAGGGGCCAAGACACAAUGCAUACCAGGAGUAAAUCUGAUUCAGCCAAAGAUCUCCUUAUUUCUACUGAAGGGGCUGAUGGGAAAUACAGGGUUACCAUGGUGUCCCAUUACUCCCCUGAACACCCACUCUCUGAACCUAAUGUUCCUCUUCCCACCCAGACAGAGAAACAAAGGAUCGGGCAUGGUGCCAAACCUGCCCCGACGCUAAAGCAAAGUCGAUCUAUGCAGAACUACGCACAGCACACGCUAGAGGCCUUGCCACAACAGCGUAAGCUAACUCUGCAUAAAGAAUACAGCUGCCCUGAUUUCAAACACCCCGAUUCAUCUGAACACGGCAGUGCCCGACUUCACGGCCAUGAUAAGAUGAUCAGGAUUCAAAGCAGCCAUCCUAAAGAGGACUUUCAAUACGCUUGGGUUAAGGGAUGUGAUUUGCAAAGAUCAGCAAGGUCACAGAGCAUGAAAAAUCAUCGACAACCCAGACAUGCCAAAAUGACUGUGGAGCCCGAUAAUAGAUUUUCAUAUCCUGUUCAGAGCAGGCCACGGACUCGUAGCAUGUUUGCGCCAUCUCGUGCUGAUUACAUGGACAGGUACGUGUCUCUGCAGCCCAAGGUACACGGAAUUUUCCCAAACUAUGGCUGCAUGCCUCCUCAUGGUAACAGACUGUACUCUACAGCUAUGGGGACAGGACGCUUUCUUCACUCUGACAUUAGGCCUGAGACUGAAAUAUAUGCCGAAUGAUAGCUACUUAUGGACGUAUAUGGGAAAAAAGAAAAGUUAUUUUAUUGUUAAGAGUAUUAUAUCAAAGAAACAGAAGCAUUACAUGUAUUUUAGUACGGUAUGAAAUUUUACUUGUACCUCAUCCCAUAUUAAUACAUUCUAUAAUUCCAUUAAUCAUAGACCUUGGUGACAUCACAUUAUUUCAGAGUCACUUAGCUUUUUACUAAUUAUGAAAAAAGUAUAUAAAUUGUAAAUAUUUCAAGUCAUUUUGUUCAGUAAGUCAAUCUUAAGAUGUUACUAAUUUCAUAACUAUGAAAUAAAUCUUCUGAACUAAAUUUUAUCAUGACAUUUAAACGUAUACAGUACUUAGUCUGACACGGUAAACUGAUGCAACUGGUAUUUCUUAUUUCUCCAGAACCAAAUGUCAUCCAAGGUAUAGUUUUGAUGUAAUUUUUUUAAGUCUUUUUUUGUGCCUUUUUAUAUAGUGACUCCAAAAUCUAUGAUGACUGCUGUCAGCACAUUUUCUGCUCAUUUAAAGUGGGCUUACAGUUUAUUGAUGUAGAUACUGUAAUAUCCAAAAUCAUGUGGUAAUUGUUAAUGUGGUCAUUUGCAAUGGGACCAAGUGUAUGAAUAUUGGGAGUUUUGAAUAUGAGUCACAAAAAAGUGUCAAUUACGUCACAUUUAAGGUCAUGGUGAGUUCAAGUACGAUGAUGACUAGUGAGAGAGAUUGAAAUUCUUUAAAAUACAGUGUAAACAAAUGAAUUAGUGAGUAACCGUGUUAAUAACUUUUCAAAGACUCAUUGAAAUGCAUUGAAUAUUUCAGAUAUCUCAGUACAACUUUUUUAUUGUGCUAAUACGGCCAUUUAAAAAAAAACUGUCUCAUUAUUUUUCUUAAAGCAUCUAUUUUAACUUCCUCAUUAUUAAGACAUAGUUAAAGAGUACACAUUAUCUUCAGGCAAUACUUACCUUUCGGGCUGCAUUCACAAUUGCUGUCCUUUAAAUGACUUUUAGGUAAAUCAUUGUGCGGGGAAAAUGAUUAAAAUGCAUUAACACUGUCAUGUAUUUUCCAAACUUGUAGUAUACACUCUCCUAAAUUGAAAAUCCAUUCAGGAAAACACAUAAAGUGGACAUUUUUUCGCAUCUGAAAGACAGUCUAACAUAUCUUUUACAUUUUCAGUCACUUUUUUGUUGUUUGAUGUAAAAAAAAAAAAAGGUUAUGUUUUUAAAACACAAAUAUGUUGGGCCUGUAUGCAUCACAUACAUCACGUAUUCAUUACACUUGAACAACUUUACUUACUGUACACAUUUUAGUUUGUUCCUUGAGACUGUCUUUCUUUAAGUAUGGAGCUCAGAGCAUCCAAAUAUAUAUAUACUGUACCAAACCUUGAGCCAAAUUGUGCACGCCAUAUUUCUCGAGUCCUUCUUUGCAUCUUUAGUUUGGUGGCUUGUUUUUCCAUCAGGUUCACAUCAAAUGUGUCCAAUUUGUGUCCAAGUUUAGCUUUAACACGUCUCAAACGAAGCAGAGGUUGCCGUUUCAGCUGUAAUGUAUAUAAAUCUUGUGGUGACGAAUUUCUUUUCCAGCUGUUUAUUGCUUAAUUCUACUAGGUAGUAAUAGACAAGCACUUUACGAUUAGACCCAGUCUGUGACACAACCAGACACUUUAUGAUAAUGAAUUUAUUGAUAAUAAUAACGUUAUAGCUUCAGUAUGCAAUGUAGAGUUGAGAAUAAGGAUUGAGGAUAGUGAGAGGGAUCCUGGAAAAGGGUCAUGAAAUCGAAUUGACCAUUAAAUGGUUAUUAAUGGGAAUAUAAUGUAAAUUCAUAUUCUAUUUAUUUUAAACAAAUACAGUCGUUCUUGUGUAGUUGGACAUAUGUGUAAUGUUCGUUAUUCUAAUCGUUUUUAUGUUGUACUUUUACUUUUUAUUAAAGUUGUCUAUUCAAAA
Tachysurus fulvidraco (yellow catfish) is the source of this 7176-nucleotide messenger RNA. It is a transcript of the gene arhgap32a, whose product is annotated as Rho GTPase activating protein 32a. Lineage: Eukaryota; Metazoa; Chordata; Actinopteri; Siluriformes; Bagridae. Gene Ontology annotation, cellular component: nucleoplasm; Golgi apparatus; cell cortex. The transcript is spliced from 22 exons. The record is from RefSeq and is a predicted model, not a curated record. Gene Ontology annotation, molecular function: GTPase activator activity; protein binding; phosphatidylinositol binding. Gene Ontology annotation, biological process: small GTPase-mediated signal transduction. Bases 196 to 5256 code for a protein of 1686 amino acids.